Molecule: messenger RNA, 2325 nt
Organism: Saccostrea cuccullata (small rock oyster)
Lineage: Eukaryota; Metazoa; Mollusca; Bivalvia; Ostreida; Ostreidae
Product: caspase-6-like
Exons: 6
Coding region: 47-979 (310 amino acids)
Biological process (GO): proteolysis
Molecular function (GO): cysteine-type endopeptidase activity
Source: RefSeq, a predicted model, not a curated record
AAAGCGGUAAGUCCACUCAGUAGCAAUAUCAUUAGUUCAGUUCAGGAUGAAUUCUGGUGCUUAUGAAGUGAUGAAGGGAAAACCAUGGAAAGCUAUCAACUUUGAUUGGGAUUUUUCAGUCGGUGAUAAUGGACUCAGAAGAGGAAUCGCAAUUAUAGAAGAGAGGAAAAGUUUUAUUACAAUGUUGGAAAAGUUAGAGUUUCAAAUUUAUCCAUUUGACCAGAAAAAUGUGAAGAAGACAAGAAAUUUAUCCAAGUCCGGAUUUUUGAAGGAACUUAAUGAAUUUAAAAGACUUUGCUGUGAGGACACAUGUGGGUGCCUUUUGGUGACAGUUUCUUCCCAUGGAGUCAUUCUACCGCAAAAUGAACAAAGAGAUGGACAGACAGACAAGGUGGAAACAUAUGAGGACUACAUCUUGACACACCCAGAGCCAGAACAGCAAUUCUCACCGAAAUUCAAAGAUGAACGUGUCUCGGUGCGGGAAAUAGCUGAAAUAUUCAGAGAUCAAAGAUUAAAAGGAAUACCAAAAAUAUUCUUUAUUCAGGCAUGUAGAGAUGAAUCAAAACAAAUAACGGGAGAUCCAGGGGUGGAUGUAGGUGUACAACUUUUUCUUGGAGAAGAAGACAGUGUGUCGGAUAUUUCAGUUGAAAUUCCACGGACCCCAUCUGAGAACCAAAUUGUAUACUCACCUCCCUGCAUUGACGAUAGUGUCAUAGUGUUCUCAACUCCAUUUGGCUAUGCAGCAGGAUUUAAUUCUGUAAGGGGAAGCCAUGUUUGGAGUGAUCUUUCCAAGAAAUUUAAUGAAUUUAAAGAUGCAGGAAGGCCUGUAAAUCUUCUGGACUUCUUGAGAGAAACCAACUGCCAGCUAUCUCAAUCUCAGAACACUGUCAGCAUCAAAACAGAUAUUGUUAAAUAUAAACCAUUACUCAGUAUCUGCCAUACACUUACAAGACACAUUGUGUUUGACAAGGACAUGUAGCUUUCUAUACAAUGUAUUCCCACAUAGAAAUGCUUUUUGUGAUUUUUUUUUAAAAAAAAAAAACAUAGUUUUCUCUAUAUUUCACAUAGAAAUGCUUUUUGUGAUUUUUUUUUAAUCCAUAUGUAGUUUUCUGUAUAUACCCACAUAGAAAUGAUUUUUUUUUGUAAAAGACAAUGUUUUUACAGAUAUGAGGCCUAACAAAGGGGUAGCAGUGCUACAAUUUUAAUAUUGCAGAACUGUCUAUGACAACUUUGUUUAUAAUUUAAUAUCAAAAUUACUGGCCCAAUGUACAUCAUCAAAUCCAUAGUCAAUACCAAUUGUCUUUUCAACCAAACAUGAUGCCUAAAUUUGUAAGACUGGCAUUGGCAAAGGAAAAAUUAGAAAUUCUAUAGUUCUAUAAUUUAACUCGAUAAGUGUUGGUGUUAUUUAUGCAUUGUUAUACAGUGAACUUUGUUAUCUUUAACAUCUAGGUAUCUGAGAUAUCAUAGUGAUUAAAAAUCUCAACUACAUAUAAUUCAUUAUUGUAGCCUUGAUAUCCCUUGCCUUUGUAUAUGUUUAAGUUUUCUUCUGGUCUCAACAAGUUUGAAAGAAAAUAAAUUUUUGGCAACAAAAUGCAACCAUACGUAUCAUCCAGCAAUUGUAGAACUUUAUACGAUAUUGCUAUUUGUAGCGCCUGUUGGACACCCAAACAAAACUGAUGCUCUCUGAUUCCACAUGUUUGUCUUAAGGUCAGAGAAUUCAAUUUUGACCUUAUACUCUAUCAGUAGCUGUGUGAUAUUAUACAUUGUAUGUUUAGUUUCACUCUAUCAGUAGCUGUGUGAUAUACAAUGUAUGUUUAGUUUUACUCUAUCAGUAGCUGUGUGAUAUACAUUGUAUGUUUAGUUUUACUCUAUCAGUAGCUGUGUGAUAUUAUACAUUGUAUGUUUAGUUUUACUCUAUCAGUAGCUGUGUGAUAUUAUACAUUGUAUGUUUAGUUUUACUCCUAUCAGUAGCUGUGUGAUAUACAUUGUAUGUUUAGUUUUACUCUAUCAGUAACUGUGUUAUAUAUUGUAUGUUUAAUUUUACUCUAUCAGUAGCUAUGUGAUAUUAUACAUUGUAUGUUCAGUUUUAAUUAGUCUGUAGCUGUGUGAUAUUAUACAUGAUAUAUUGGUUUUCUUUUAUUUUGAAGGCGGUCAUCAGAAAAAAUUGUUUCAAUCCUGAUGCUUAAAUUCAUUCCUGAUUCUCCCUGUUCAACAAUUUUUGUGAUAAUCAUUUUAGAUUGACAUCAUAUCCAUGUCUUGUAUCACGCUUCAGGAUUAAAGUUGAAUAACUGUCAUAUAUUACAUGCAUCAAGAAUUCUUUAUUUU